AGGUUCAAGAUGGCGACGGCGGCCGCAUCCUCCGCUUCGGAGCCGGAGGCAGAGGCCAAGAUUGGGCCACAGAUUGGGCCGAAGGCUGAAGGACAGGAGGAUGAGGCUAAGGAUAGUAGGACAAGGAGGAAGGUGUUGUCACGGGCUGUGGCUGCCGCGACGUACAAGGCGGUGGGCUCAGGGUGGGAUCCGCCGGAGGAAGGCGUGAGUGAGAGCGAUGGAGACGAGGAGUACGUCAUGGCUUCCUCUGCGGAGAGCUCCCCGGGAGAGUACGAGUGGGAUUACGACGAAGAGGAGGAGAAAAACCAGCUGGAGAUUGAGCGGCUGGAGGAGCAGCUAUCAAUCAACGUGUAUGACUACAACUGCCAUGUGGAUCUGAUCAGGCUGCUCCGGCUGGAAGGGGAACUCACCAAAGUGAGGCUGGCUCGCCAGAAGAUGAGUGAGAUCUUCCCCCUGACUGAAGAGCUCUGGCUGGAGUGGCUGCAUGAUGAGAUCAGCAUGGCCCUGGAUGGCCUGGACAGGGAGCACGUGUACGAGCUCUUUGAGAAGGCUGUCAAGGAUUACAUUUGUCCCAACAUUUGGCUAGAGUACGGCCAGUACUCAGUUGGUGGAAUUGGUCAGAAAGGCGGCCUUGAAAAAGUGCGCUCCGUGUUUGAGCGGGCGCUCUCAACCGUGGGCUUACACAUGACCAAAGGGCUUGCCAUCUGGGAGGCUUACCGUGAAUUCGAGAGUGCUAUUGUGGAAGCCGCUCGGCUUGAGAAAGUCCACAGUCUCUUCCGGCGGCAACUCGCGAUCCCUCUCUAUGAUAUGGAGGGCACAUUUGCUGAGUAUCAAGAAUGGUCCGAAGAGCCAAUACCGGAGUCGGUAAUUCAGAACUACAACAAAGCGCUGCAGCAGUUGGAGAAAUACAAGCCCUAUGAAGAGGCACUGCUGCAGGCAGAGGCACCGAGGCUGGCGGAGUAUCAAGCGUACAUCGAUUUUGAGAUGAAAGUUGGCGAUCCGGCUCGCAUUCAGCUGAUCUUUGAACGUGCGUUGGUGGAAAAUUGCCUUGUCCCUGACUUGUGGAUCCGCUAUAGUCAGUACCUAGAUCGGCAACUGAAGGUCAAGGACUUAGUUUUAUCUGUACACAGUCGAGCCGUGAGGAACUGUCCCUGGACAGUCGCCCUGUGGAGUCGCUACCUCCUGGCCUUGGAGAGAUAUGAAGUCGAUCAGCAGAUGAUAUCAGUGACCUUCGAGAAAGCUCUGAGCGCUGGCUUCAUUCAGGCCACUGAUUAUGUGGAGAUUUGGCAGACGUACCUGGAUUACCUGCGGAGAAGGGUUGAUUUCCAGCAAGACUCCAGUAAAGAGCUGGAAGAGCUGCGGUCCACGUUCACCCGUGCUUUGGAUUACCUGAAGCAGGAGGUGGAAGAACGUUUCAACGAGAGUGGAGACCCGAGCUGCGUGAUCAUGCAGAACUGGGCUAGGAUUGAGGCUCGACUAUGCAAUAACAUACAGAAAGCCCGGGAACUCUGGGACAGCAUCAUGACCAAAGGAAACGCCAAGUAUGCCAACAUGUGGCUCGAGUAUUACAACCUGGAAAGGGCACAUGGUGACACACAGCAUUGCCGGAAGGCUCUGCACCGGGCCGUGCAGUGCACCAGUGACUACCCUGAACAUGUCUGUGAAGUGCUGCUCACCAUGGAGAGGACGGAAGGCACUUUAGAAGAUUGGGAUGUAGCCGUUCAGAAAACCGAAACCCGACUAGCCCGUGUUAAUGAGCAGAGACUAAAGGCUGCGGAGAAGGAGGCAGUGCUGGUCCAACAGGAGGAGGAGAGGGCGGAACAGCGGAAACGGGUCCGGGCUGAGAAGAAAGCACUGAAAAAGAAGAAAAAGAUGCAAGGUGGGGACAACCACAGAGCCGACGAGGACGAUGAGAAGGAGUGGGGUGAUGAUGAGGAAGAGCAGCCUUCCAAACGCAGGCGGGUGGAGAACAGCAUCGCUGUAGCCAACGAAGCCCAGGGCGUGGGCCUGGAAGCAGAGCUUGCCGGGAAGAGAGCGCCUGUGGAUGUCGACCCCCCUUCUAAGCAGAAGGAAAAGGCCGCGUCCCUCAAGAGGGACCUGGCUAAGGUGCCCCAUGACAGCCAGAAGGACAGCAUCACGGUCUUUGUCAGCAAUCUGCCCUAUAGCCUCAAGGAGCCAGAUUUGAACCUCAGGCCUCUCUUUGAGACCUGUGGCGAGGUGGCCCAGAUCCGCCCCAUCUUUACCAACCGAGGGGACUUCCGGGGUUACUGCUAUGUGGAGUUUAAAGAUGAGAAGUCAGCCCUGAAGGCCUUGGAGUUGGACCGUAAAAGUGUGGAGGGGAGGCCAAUGUUUGUCUCUCCCUGUGUGGAUAAGAGCAAAAAUCCCGAUUUCUGCACGAAAGAGGAGCUGGAGGAAAUCUGUAAAGUUCAUGGCACUGUGAAGGACCUCCGGCUGGUUACCAACCGGGCGGGAAAACCCAAGGGCUUGGCUUAUGUGGAGUAUGAAGAUGAAUCCAAAGGGCGGACCCAGCUCUCGCUCCUGCCUCGGGCCCUGCAGCGCCCAAGCACCAUGGCUGCCCAGGCUGAGAAUGGACCUUCCCCUCCACCAGCUGUCACCACCUCAGCAGCCAAUGAGGUGCCCAAGAUGUCCAAUGCUGACUUUGCCAAGUUGCUCCUGAAAAAGUGA
Molecule: messenger RNA, 2685 nt
Organism: Elephantulus edwardii (Cape elephant shrew)
Lineage: Eukaryota; Metazoa; Chordata; Mammalia; Macroscelidea; Macroscelididae
Gene: SART3
Product: squamous cell carcinoma antigen recognized by T cells 3
Exons: 19
Coding region: 10-2685 (891 amino acids)
Biological process (GO): RNA processing
Molecular function (GO): RNA binding; protein binding
Source: RefSeq, a predicted model, not a curated record